AUGGCUACCCCGCCAGACCACCCGCCAUCGGCGCUCGAAGACUCCAUCGACUUCGCGAGCCCCCGAUCACCAGGAGAGUUAUCUGAUUCAGACGAUGAGUCCCCAGCUGGUAGCCCUUCACCGGAGACCUCAAAUACCCUACGAUUACCCUCCCUCCGAUCUACCUCCAACCCUCAAAACACUCCCUCGAUGAACCCCUCCUCCACUCCUUUAGGUUUAUUACAAAACGCACGAAGACCAAACCUACCCCCUUCCAGCCUAUCCAGCAUGAGAGGUCCACAAAGAAAUACGGGCGGAGCACUACCUGAAAGCAUGGAGGCAAAGAUGAGAGCUUUCCACCUGUCACGACAAGGCACACCUCCAUCCCGUCCUCAAAUGGGUGCUCAAUCAGUAUCUGUUGGUUCAGGUCCUAUCGGAGGUCAACCAAAUAUUGGCGGCGGCGCAAUCGCAGGACUUCCUCCCGGAUUGAGAUUACCCCCAAAUUUGGCUCGCCCCCAAGCUCAUAAUUUCGUAUCUGCUCCAGCAGUUCCUAAGAUGAGUUUGAGCGACCGACGCAAGAUGAAGCUCCCAGGUGGACUACCAGGCGCAGACUCAAGCACACCAAACCUCGGUACCAAUGGAAAUGCUGCCCCACCAAGUAACCAAUCCGGAAAUGCGUUCGACCAAUUCUCCAAAUACGUGGAUACCAAGAAGGGCGAAUUGAGAUUUCCUGACAAGGCUAUCAUCAGCAGUCAAGGCGUUGAGUUCAGUUCUGGUAGCACCUUCAGCAUCUCGUUAGAUGAGGUUGAUACAUUGGAUGAAUUGGGCAAGGGCAAUUAUGGUACCGUCUACAAGGUCCGCCACAGUCGACCACGGAUGCGCCGACCAGGUCUAGGACUUGCUGGCAACAAACUCUCGUCCUUCGCCCCAAUCACCCCCUCUCCAGAGAAAGACUUGAGUCUCGAUUCAUCCCCAAAGAGUGGUGGUGGCACUGGUGUUAUCAUGGCUAUGAAGGAGUUGCGACUUGAGCUUGAUGAGGCCAAGUUUGCCGCCAUCAUCAUGGAACUCGAUAUUCUUCACCGAUGUUUGAGUCCAUACAUCAUCGACUUCUAUGGCGCUUUCUUUCAAGAAGGUGCUGUCUACAUUUGCAUCGAGUUCAUGGACGGUGGUUCUAUUGACAAGCUGUAUGGAGAUGGUAUUCCCGAGAACGUCCUGAAAAAGAUCACCUAUGCCACUACGCAAGGCUUGAAGACUUUGAAGGAUGAUCACAAUAUCAUUCAUCGUGAUGUCAAGCCUACCAAUAUUCUUGUCAACACGAAAGGCCAAGUCAAGAUAUGUGACUUUGGUGUCAGUGGCAACUUGGUCGCUAGCAUUGCAAAGACAAACAUUGGCUGUCAAUCCUACAUGGCCCCGGAGCGAAUCAGUGGUGGUGGUAUGUCUCAAGCUGGUGCCAAUCCUGGCGGUGGAACCUACAGCGUUCAGAGCGAUAUCUGGAGUUUAGGAUUGACUAUCAUCGAGUGUGCUUUGGGAAGAUAUCCGUAUCCACCGGAAACUUAUAACAAUAUCUUCUCGCAAUUGAGCGCAAUCGUUGAUGGCGAGCCUCCGGAUCUCCCAGCUGAGGGAUACUCUGCCGCUGCCCGAGACUUCGUCAAGGGUUGUCUGAAUAAGAUCCCCAAGCUGCGACCUACGUACGGUGCUCUACUCGCACAUCCAUGGCUCCUAGAACUAUCCAAGCCGGUUACGAUCUCGGAAGAAGAUGAGGAAAUGGCCGAAGUCAAUGCCGAAACUACCUAUACUGGUGGUGUUGGCGAUCAUAAGGUGAUGGGUGCAGGCCGAGGAACUGAGGAUGCUGAAGUUGCUGAAUGGGUCAAGAAUGCCAUUGAGCGCAAGAAGAAUGGCCUGAUGGGUGAGAGCAAGAAGCCUGCUUUGCAUGCUGCACCGCUCGAUACCGUCAGUCCUGCUGCUAGUCCCAGUAUUUGA
Molecule: messenger RNA, 1959 nt
Organism: Mollisia scopiformis
Lineage: Eukaryota; Fungi; Ascomycota; Leotiomycetes; Helotiales; Mollisiaceae
Product: BOS5, mitogen-activated protein kinase
Exons: 2
Coding region: 1-1959 (652 amino acids)
Biological process (GO): cellular hyperosmotic response; MAPK cascade; protein phosphorylation
Molecular function (GO): ATP binding; MAP kinase kinase activity
Source: RefSeq, a predicted model, not a curated record